Chenopodium quinoa (quinoa) is the source of this 1699-nucleotide messenger RNA. RefSeq lists its product as uncharacterized. The transcript is spliced from 10 exons. The record is from RefSeq and is a predicted model, not a curated record. NCBI's taxonomy places the organism in Eukaryota, Viridiplantae, Streptophyta, Magnoliopsida, Caryophyllales, Amaranthaceae. The coding region runs from base 401 to 1369 and encodes 322 amino acids.
UCACACCAAGUCAUAUUUGUAGACUUUAUAUGAUAAUUUGCGGGCGAUGUUUAACAAAUCUCAUAUUUAUACUACUAGAAAAUUUACCAUUCUUUUAUCUUAUAGCUGUACAGGGACUGUUAUUUUCUAUACGUCAAUACUUGGCCUUUCUUUUUUGCGCACUUCUUAUUCUUAGAGGAGAAAUUGAAAAGACAGAAAGUUAAAAAAGGAGUACUCAUACUCUAAAAUGAGGACGAUGGUGUGGUGUAAUCAGAGGAACUUUGGAAAACGCGCAAUCCUUUCCUAUUCCCACUCACCUCUUUCCUCAUUUUCUACAGUACAGUAUUUACCUUCUAAAAACAAAACAAAAACUUAACGUUUCAUCUUCUUUUCUCAAUCUCAAUUCUAAUAAUUUCCAAAUAUGAUCAUCGAACAAUUGUCAGACGCUCAACAAUCUUCUUCGGAGAGGACUUUCUGGGGGAUCAAGGUUUUGCCGAAAAAACCUGUCACCGUGAGGUUGCCGAAUAACUCGUUCAAUUGUCUUCACAUUUCUCAGGCUACGGCAGAAUGUUCGAAUUCGGAAAAUAUGUACAACAAAAAUCGAACCUUGGUCUCCGUAAAAUGUGACGGUAAAAAUAAAAUUUUAAUUUGCUCCUUGGGAGUAAAGCGCACUAUUAUGGCGACCUUGGGAUUGGAAUUUUCCGGACCUUGUGACAUGGUCUUCUCCCUUAGAGGUCGAAGGGGAGUUCAUCUAGUUGGACAUUUCUAUAACCGUAUCACUUCACCAACUAAUUUUGUUGCCCCUCCAAUCAUGGAUAAUGGAGGAGGAGGAGGCAGAAGUAUCAAGACUCAUGGUCAUGGUAUUGCUGAUUUUGUGGGUGAAGCGGUCAAGGAAAAAGGUGGUACAAGUGUAAGAUUCAAAUUUCUGCUCCCGGGUUUAAUUGAAUCAUUUAAGCAAAUACCGGUUAGUCUUGAAGAGAAACUAGAAGCUCAAACUGCUACUAUUAUUGAUGCAAUUGAAAAUAAGCUAGGGAAUCAAGAUGUUGUGCUAGAAGAGAAACAACAAGGUGAGAAAGAAAGAACAAAAAAGGGGGAGAACAAGUGUCUGCCUAUUGCUCCUGAAAUUGAUCAUGGAGACAAUCAUGAAGGUUCUAAAAAAAGAAAACGGAGAAAAUCAAACAAGCUGCUGCCAAUCACUAAUGAAAUUGAAUGCGAAAACAAUGAAAGAAGUUCUGUAAGAAGAAAGCUUGAUUAUGUGUUGCCGGUAAAAGAAGUCCAGCCAGCUGAUAGGAAUGUAAAGGAGAGUGAAAAAAAUGAAAGAAGAAAAGGGAGAAAAAGCAACUGCCAGAAGUUGAUGGUGCUGAAGGAGAUAUCGCUGAAGGGUCUUUAGCUGGAAGUGCUGGAACUAUUGUUUAUGCUUUACCCGAACUUGGCAAGCGUUAGGUGCUUGUGCUAUUUUGGGUGAAUGGAAUUUAACUUUUUCAAGAAUGCAUCAUUUUACCGAUUGCACUUGCUGUAAAUUAUCCAAGGAAACAUUGUAUUGUAGGUUACUAAGGUUGAUUGCCUCAUUUUGUUGACUGCAUUCGCUUUUGAAAACUAGGUGGAGAAAUUGUUUGAACUUGAUGCCUUGCUAGUUUGUUUUGUUUUGGUCUCUACUUGAAAAACAAAAGUAUCAAACAAGUGUUCUUUCUUUUAGUUAUUAUUAUUAAUUUGCUUGUUA